Molecule: messenger RNA, 2517 nt
Organism: Mucor mucedo
Lineage: Eukaryota; Fungi; Mucoromycota; Mucoromycetes; Mucorales; Mucoraceae
Product: glycosyltransferase family 20-domain-containing protein
Exons: 9
Coding region: 1-2517 (838 amino acids)
Biological process (GO): trehalose biosynthetic process
Cellular component (GO): alpha,alpha-trehalose-phosphate synthase complex (UDP-forming); cytosol
Molecular function (GO): catalytic activity
Source: RefSeq, a predicted model, not a curated record
AUGACAAGUCUAACAGAUAAAAGAGUUGUGAUUGCAACCUUGUUUUUACCUUACACUGUAGACUUUGAAUUACAAGAUAAAAAGAAACACACCUUUACUGUGGAUACGGUUUCAUCCAAUGACAACAAGAAAAAGACGGACGAUGUCACCAACCUCAUUCAAAGUCUAGCCAAACUACAACAAAAGGAAAAAGAUGCCUUAUUUGAUUUUACAAAACCUGAACAACUGGUUCAACCUCGUAGUAAACAACAACGUCAGGAAGAGAUCCGUAAAUUAGCUCCCUUAUUAUCCGUCAUUCCUUCUCAAAGCAGAAGACCUUCGAUCGACAGUGCUCAAGUAUUUGCUGACGCGCCUUGGUCUGCUAAACCUUGUUCGGGUGGUAAUAUUGGUCUCAACAAUGCUCUUUUUUCAAUCCGACAUCGUUUAUCCAGUCUCGCUUGGGUUGGUACCUUGGGUAUGCCCACAGAUCCUCUCUCACAAAAGACCAAGGAUGAAAUUCAUGCGACUUUUAAUGAACGGUUUAAUUCUUAUCCGGUCAUGCCUUCAGAUACUGUCUUUGAUGGACAUUAUAAUCAAUAUUGUAAACAGGUGCUUUGGCCUUAUUUUCAUUAUGUAGUACAAGACGAUCCCAAGAAUAUGAUGUCGCAGGACGGUCCUUAUAAAGCGUACAAGGAAUUGAAUCAACAAUUUGCAGAUACCAUUGUCGAGAAUUACAGAGAAGGAGAUAUCAUCUGGAUCAAUGAUUAUCAUCUCAUGUUGCUACCUGGUAUGGUGCGUGAAAAAAUACCCAAUGCAACGAUUGGUUUCUUUCUUCAUAUUCCUUUUCCCAGUAGUGAAUUAUUUCGAUGUCUACCUCCUCGAAAGGAAUUAUUGGAGGCCAUGUUACAAUCCGAUGUGAUUGGAUUUCAAACCUACUCAUUUGCCAGACACUUUCUUCGUACAUGUGCACGUAUUUUAUCUGUGGAUGCCACACCCUCGGGUAUCCAACUUGACACCCAUUAUUGUUCGGUCGGUAUCCACCCCAUCGGUAUUGACAUUCAUUCGCUCAACAAAAAGAUUGCUGACCCCACGGUAGCCCAAUGGGUGACCAAACUCAAGGAAAAAUACGCUGACAAGAAACUCAUUGUGGCGAGAGACAAGUUGGAUUAUAUCAAGGGUGUAAGACAAAAGCUCAUGGCAUUCGAACAAUUCUUGAUCCAUCAUCGGGAGUGGCGAGGUAAAGUCGUGUUGAUUCAGAUCGCUUUAUCCACAUCCGAAUACAAUGAAUUAAGAGCGCAUAUCUCGGACGUCGUUUCUCGUGUCAAUUCAAAGUUUAGUAAUAUUUCCUAUCAACCCAUCGUGUUUUUACAUCAGGAUAUUUCCUUUGCUCAGUAUCUCGCCUUAUUGACUUGCGCUGACGCUUGUCUUUUGACUCCGCUAAGGGAUGGCAUGAAUUUAACCUCGCAUGAAUACAUUGUCUGUCAAAAGGAAACACAUAACCCAUUGAUCCUAAGUGAGUUUACAGGUACAUACGGAAGCUUCGGUGCAUCUGUCAGAGUUAACCCCUGGGAUUACAGACAAGUCAGUGAUGCCAUUCAUGAAGCCUUAUCGAUGGGAUCGGAUGAAAAGACGGACCGUUGGAAGGAACUUUACAAAAGUAUCGAAACUAAUUCUGCACAACACUUUGCAGGAAAUAUUAUUACACGAUUAUCUAAAGUACAUAAUACACCCGGUCGACGAUUUUCCAGACACAUGCCUCGUCUCGAUGCGAAUUUAUUAAACUCAGCCUGUCAACAAAGCAAAAAACGACUAUUCUUGUUUGAUUAUGGUGGUACACUUAUCCCUCAUGGAAAACCUCCCACGCCCCAGGAUUUGGCACGCGUCAUUGCAUUACUCACUAAAUUAUCAGAGGACCCUCGUAAUUCUGUCUAUGUCAUUUCGGGAAGAACAAAGAGCCAUCUCGAUACGGAUUUAGGCUCAUUGCCUAAUUUAGGUUUGAGUGCAGAGAAUGGGUUUUAUAUCAAGCCUCAAGGUGAAGAGUGGAAACAGGUGUAUGAUAAUGUGGAUUUCUCAUGGAAACCUACAGUGCAAGAGAUCUUUCAAUAUUACACAGAACGUACACCGGGAGCCUACGUGGAAUGCAAGGACACCUCGAUUGUGUGGCAUUACCGUACAGCCGAAGGAGCGGAUUCACAGUUUGUAUCAUGGCAAGCAGCCGAAUGUCAAAACCAUAUUGCUGAUUCGGUGAAUAAGAACUUUGCGGUGCAUGCAGUGGCAGGCAAUACAACCAUUGAAGUGAUCCCUACCGAGAUCAAUAAGAGUUCCAUUACCAAUCGUAUCUUACAGGAGACCACACCUGAUUUUGUAUUAUCUAUAGGUGAUGACCGAUCGGAUGAAGACAUGUUUAGUUUUCUGAACAAACAAAAGGAUUUAAAGGUCAUCACCUGUACUAUCGGUACAAGAAGUACAGAGGCCACUUAUCACAUUCCCAAUGUACACACUGUCUUGUCCACACUCGAAUUGUUGUGUACCCUUUAA